Ceratitis capitata (Mediterranean fruit fly) is the source of this 807-nucleotide messenger RNA. RefSeq names its product inositol-1-monophosphatase-like. The record is from RefSeq and is a predicted model, not a curated record. The transcript is spliced from 2 exons. Lineage: Eukaryota; Metazoa; Arthropoda; Insecta; Diptera; Tephritidae. The coding region runs from base 174 to 773 and encodes 199 amino acids. Gene Ontology annotation, molecular function: inositol monophosphate 1-phosphatase activity. Gene Ontology annotation, biological process: phosphatidylinositol phosphate biosynthetic process; inositol metabolic process; signal transduction.
CUUGUACGAUAUGAGAAAAGACUUCUUUUUUUUUUGGUAUUUAUGAACUUUAAGUGCGCUUGGUAGACGUAUAAAAUGGUAUGCCAGUUGUUGAUGAUACAAUAUUGUAAACAGUCGUGAUACGAAGAAAAGCAAGAAGACAGUAUAUCUGAGGAAAAUAGUAAAAAAAAAUUAUGUCCGACAUCUCCGAGAAUCAAAGGAUACGUAACUAUUAUAAUGUCGCACUGAAAUUAGUCAUGAAAUGUGGACCUGUAGCGUGCGCGGGUUACGAAGAAACCAAUAUUGAUUUUGAAACCAAAUCAGCUUACUAUGAUUUCGUAACAAUCUAUGACAAGCAAGUGGAGGAUCUACUCAUAGCUGGACUGCAAACGGCAUUUCCCGAGACAAAAGUCAUAGGCGAGGAGAGUACAGCGGAGGAUAAGAGUGAACCAGUGUUAACAGAUGCACCCACAUUGUGCAAGCUGACGUCUAAUUGCUCCGGAUACCGUGGCUUUGGCAGCGCCGCCGUAACACUCUGUUAUGUGGCGCGUGGCUGUAUUGACUGCUUUACCGUAGAGGAUCUACAGCCAUGGGACAUUGCGGGCGGCGCUUUAAUCGUUCUUGAAGCAGGAGGUGUGGUGUAUAAUUUUAAAGGAGGCGAAUUUUCGAUAAUGAAACCAAAUUGUGUUGUAGCAGCGACAAAGGAGCUUGCAAAGGAAGUGAUAGGCGUGAUCAAUGAGGCUGAUGAGUUGAGAGAGCGGCAGAGAGAGGCGGAGAAAGAAAAAGCGGAGUAAUUGCGUAAGCGUUGUUUUUUUUUUGGGAUGUUUG